Molecule: messenger RNA, 2254 nt
Organism: Bipolaris maydis ATCC 48331
Lineage: Eukaryota; Fungi; Ascomycota; Dothideomycetes; Pleosporales; Pleosporaceae
Source: RefSeq, a predicted model, not a curated record
AUGUCAAAUUACGGCUCAAACACACAGCCCGGCGGUUACCAAGGCGCUCCACAGAACUACGCCCAGCAGCAGCAGUAUGGACAGCCAGGCCACACGCACAAGUCUGGCGGCAUUUUUGGGCAGAUGAUGAGCCAGGCUGUCUCCACUGGAAAGCCCAUGGUCGAUCGGCUGGGACAGACACUGAGCUCGAAACUUGGAAACAAACCCGCCCCUGGCCCUCCUCAGCAUCUGCAGAGUUACCAGAACUACCAGAGCCACCAGAACCCGCAGGGUCAAGGCCAUGGUUACCAACAGCCGCAGGUUCAGACAUACACUCCUCCGCCGCAACAACAGCAGCAGUGGCAACAGCCUCAACAGCAACAACCAACUCUGCCAACGACCUCUUACACUCCUGUACAGCCUUCACCAUACCAGCCAAACUAUUAUCAUGGAGCCUCGACUGCUGCUCCACCAAGCCAGAACAACUACUACCCACAACAGAGCCCUCCUCCUCCACCACCAGUGCAAGUGCCUGCUGCACAACAACCACUGAGCGCGCCAGGUUACAACACAUCUGAAUAUGGGCAAGGGCAGCAGGGCCAGCUCGGACAGACCCACGCUAUACAAUCCCAACAAUACAUCCCGCAUGGGCAGCAGAAUGCAUAUAACAGCCAGGAAACUGGCUUUAUAGCGGGAGGCCAGACUGGGCUUCAGCCACAGUCGGGAUAUCCUCCUGCGCCGCCAGUGCCACCACAUCCAAAAAUCUCACCACCAGAAUCAACAGUGUCUCCAAGUCAACAGCCGCAAUGGGGGUAUGCGCAAGGUCAUGCUCCACAUGUUGGUCAGCAGCAGCAAUCAUAUUCGCCGGCGCCAAACACGCCAUCCCAACAAGAGCUGCAGCAUCAGCACCAACCACAACCGCCAAAUCUGCCUGCUUCAAACACACCGUACCAGCAAGAACAAAUUCAGCAGCAGCAAUGGCAUCCCGUGCCACCUGCCAGUCCAGUAGCUCAAGUGGCGAAUCCAAUCUCUCCAUCAAUGAGUCCUCCACCGCAGCACAAAGAUGUACAAGGACAGAUGCCACCGACAGAUCUUACACAGACACAACCGUCUACGCCAGCACCUCAACGCUCUGCGUCUCCAGCUGCGUCCACCGAACUCACCGCUGAAUUACCCGCCGACUUGGGAAGCUUGAAACUGGGAGAUUCGCCUGUUGGCACGAACGCGGCCACUCCAUCCUCACAGUAUCUGGCACAUAGUCCCCCCACACAGGCUACUUCACCGUCCAAAGGUUUUACAGUUCCCUCGCGAAAGGCCAGUGCCAGCAACCUUUAUUCAUACAACGGGUACACGGCGCUUGCGCAUCAAUUCGGACUGGAAGGUAUCCCACACGUCAUGGUUCCUGUACAACCUCACUUGGCGCCCAUAUGGAAUUUUGAUCAGCAGGCGCAUGCUGAAGAGCUCAAGAUAUCAGAGCCGCCCUCUGCUAUAUCAUCGUACGCAACAUACAUGCCCGCGCUCAACCGCGCUGGCUGGUACAAGUUCUUCUUCCUCGAGAUUGUGCAGAAUCCCGACGAGAUUUCCACACUGAUGCCAGCGUUAUGCGCAGACACGUAUAAGCCUGGGGUACUCAAUCACCCUGACUUGAGUAAAAGGGACAAGUCAGAAGUUCAGGCUCUGCGAUCACGCGCCGACGAAGUGCAGACACUCGCGAUCAAGCGCGUGGGCGACGAGGCGAGGACGGCCAUGAUGCUCGAUCCCAAUAUUCCUGUAUCCAGUAUGGUCAAAUCCGGGGGAUCUUCGGCGGCGUCUGGGACGCUAGAGCCCGGAUCACCUGAGGAUAUAGCGGUGCGAAUGCAUCGAAUUCAAGCGGAGCGGCAGUUCAACGACAUGGCGGUGAGGACGGUACUUGGCGCAGGCAUCACGUUUGGACCAUCAGGUGGCUACUCGGGCGGAUAUGCCAGCUUAGUAUGAUAGGUAGCUUUGAUAUACGCGUUGUGCAUAAGAAGUACAAGAUGUAGUGCAUCACUGUAAAACCAUGAGCCAGUGAAGAAGCAUGUUUCGUUUCGUUUGAAAACCGACAGGCUGAUAAUUGGUGCAUCACCAGAUUUUCUGUGGGCUUUUAGCAUUAAGUUGACGUGAAAAUUUAUCUCGAUGCCUAAAAUGGAUCAGAUGAAUUGCGAAACACUGCGUUGGUUGAGGGGGCGGUUGAGCAAAUAGCGUGUAUCUGCUGUAGUUGGUCUCUCGAAAUUCACAAACAAGGCUCUGUUUCGAC